AUGGAUGAAUUCGAUGAAAUAGCAUAUAAAAAGGAAAAGGAAGAUUGGGUUACUGGUCACAGCGGUGGCUCUAUGUGGGAAAUUAACUUUGUCACCGGAGUUAUUUUAUCAUCGUAUAUUCUUUGGUCAGCUCUAGCAAAGUAUACAAAAGUAUUUAAUUAUGCAGCAAAUGAUAUAGGAACUUUAAUUUUAGAAUUCAUGAUCAUAGUACUACCAAGUGUAUUUGCCUGUACAGUGUUGUCAUCCUACGCUUUUUAUAUAAACUUUUCACUUAUUUCUUUAUCGAUUAUUAUAAAUUCUAAAUUUGCACCAAAGCCAACUAAAGAAGAACAAGAGGCGCUAAAGAAAAAGAGUAAAUGGGAAAAAGGAUCAGAUGACGAAGAUGGUUUGGAAGGGUUGCUAAUUAAAGAAGGAUUUGAUGGAAUUGACGGUGAAAAUUCUAAAAUCAAAUUAAAUAAUCAAAGGAAACCUUUUCUUAGCGUUUAUAGAGCUAGCAUGAUGAUGUUAACUUGUAUAUCCAUUUUGGCGGUUGAUUUUUUUGUUUUUCCGAGAAGAUUUGCAAAAUCUGAAACAUUUGGAACUUCUUUAAUGGAUUUGGGAGUUGGAUCUUUUGUAUUUUCCUCAGGCAUCGUAGCUGCAAAACCAUUCUUGAAGAGACCCGAGAAUAGAUUUAAACCACUGAAAGGGCAGCUAGUUAAGGCUGUAAAGCAAUCCUUUCCGAUUUUAUCACUUGGAUUCAUAAGAUUAAUUAUGGUAAAAGGAGUUGAUUAUCAGGAACAUGUUACCGAAUAUGGAGUACAUUGGAAUUUCUUUUUUACACUUGGAUUCCUUCCUAUAUUUGUUACCUUUUGUCGGUCCUUACAAAAAUAUACUAGAUUCUCGAUUGUGGGAUUGUUCAUUGCUAUUUUUUAUCAAAUCGCGCUUUGGAGAUUUGGACUUGAGGAUUAUAUUCAAAAUGCGCCUCGUACAAACAUUAUUAAUGCAAAUAGAGAAGGGAUAGCUAGUUUUUGGGGAUAUUUGUCAAUAUUUUUAUUUGCAUUAGAUAUAGGACAUUACGUUUUACCAUUAGAUCCAUAUUUUGCUUUCAGACAAAAUCGUCAAACAAAGAAACCAAAACCAAAAAAAUUAUUAAUGAUAUUAUUUUCUUGGUCAAUAUUAUUUUGGACGGGAUUCCUAUUUACUUUAAUAUCAAAUAUAAAAGUAUCAAGACAAAUGGCCAAUUUAAGUUAUGUUUUUUGGGUGAUUUCUGUUAAUACGACUUUCCUUUCAUUAUUUCAAGCGGUUGAAUUAUAUUAUUUUACAAAUUAUUGGAAGGUGUAUGAAAAAACCGUGCCUAAUUUAAUUGAAGCUUUAAAUGAUAAUGGAUUAACAAUCUUUCUCGUG
Funneliformis mosseae is the source of this 1383-nucleotide messenger RNA. NCBI's taxonomy places the organism in Eukaryota, Fungi, Glomeromycota, Glomeromycetes, Glomerales, Glomeraceae. The record is from the annotation of a GenBank genome assembly.